Molecule: messenger RNA, 3986 nt
Organism: Sycon ciliatum
Lineage: Eukaryota; Metazoa; Porifera; Calcarea; Leucosolenida; Sycettidae
Product: metabotropic glutamate receptor-like
Exons: 1
Coding region: 203-2917 (904 amino acids)
Biological process (GO): G protein-coupled glutamate receptor signaling pathway; regulation of synaptic transmission, glutamatergic
Cellular component (GO): plasma membrane
Molecular function (GO): adenylate cyclase inhibiting G protein-coupled glutamate receptor activity
Source: RefSeq, a predicted model, not a curated record
UUCAGAACGCGGGGAGACCAAGUAGUGUCGUUGGGUUGUCUUUCUGGGAGCUGAUGACUUGUAAUCUUUUUACUUCAGAUUAGCUUUAGGCCGAAGCGGGUGCCCGCAUUGUGACGAUAGGCUUGAGCCGACAAAGACUAACAGUUAGCAAGCGGAUCGGAAACAUCAAUGGACGUUUAGGUCGGCGGGCCGCAGUGCGGCCAUGUGGUCGACGAUUUGGGUUACUCUCUUGUUUCAUUUCUGGCUGAUUACCGCCAGCCGUGCCCAAGGACGGAGCCCCUAUCUAGAAAACGGCACGCUGCCACAUUGCUCUCAGCUGCACCGCUGUUCUAGCGAAGGCGACGCCGCAGGGUUGCCUCCACGUUUGAAUGCUAACGUAGGACCUACCCUAGCAAGCAUCGCGCUGUGCAUUCAACAAUCUGCUUCGGCUGGAUUUCGUGUAGACGCGACAUGGCCGCAACUAAUUCCUCCCGUCCGAAAUGUGUCGACUGGCAAUGGGAUGGAGAAGAAGCUACCGCCCACAGUUCUGGCUUUGGUACGUAACCAUCGGCGCCUUGCACCGACUGGAACUCAUUGCUCCGAACCCCUAGGACUGACUGCUGCACAAGAAGCUUUAGUGAUCAUCUUGACUGCUGCCAAUCUUAGCUACGCUGAUGAAUUGCACUUGUCUCAGGAACGUGUUGGUUUGGAGAUCCGUGACACAUGUACAUCAGCUCUUGCUACAUCGUAUCAAAUCAGUGAUGUUGCCCGGCAAGUCCAGUACACAUCGGAAGCUGCACGAGAGUUUGGCGUUGUUCGCCCCUGGAUAACAAUCGGGCCGUCGCUGAGCGAGGAAGUUCUUGCUAUAUCGCCCCAGCUUUCUGCGGGUGAAAUUACCCACGUGUCACACCGUGCUACUAGUGAUUUGUUUGAGGACAAGAACCGCUUUCCCUACCUGCUCCGCACUGUACCACCGGAUAUGUACCAGACUCGAGCCAUUGUGGAUCUGAUCGUGCAGCAGCGCUGGUCGUACAUCGGACUAGUGGGGUCCGGUGAUACGUACGGUCUUGGAGGUUUGGACGGCCUGCGAAGCGAGGCGACCGAGAACGAUGUGUGCAUCGGCCUGGAAGAGUCGUUCUCGGUGGACAUCAGCGAUGUAAACCAUAUACACAGCAUUGUGAAACGCAUCGCUAACGAUCUACAAAUGAGCGUUGUUGUCAUAUUCGCACUGGAGAAUGAUGCCAGGCAUUUCCUGUCUUGUCUUCUUGCUACAAACAUCUCACGCGAUUAUACAAUCAUUGCGGGUGAAGACUGGGUGACGAGAAUCAACUUGCAUGACAUUGCGUUGAACCCCAAAUGUGCCGAGAAUACAUCCGCCCCUGCUCCUAGCUUAGAGGACGUGCGGGAACCGCAUGUCAUAGGUUUCUUUCCGAGGAGUGUUGGUCUGGAGGACGUCAUGGAUUCUCGUAUCAACGAGGUGUUCAGUGAGCAAAUGGCCCUCAUCAGCGCGCGCGUUCCAUGGCUGCCUGCCUAUGUGGAGCGGCUGGCUAAUUGUAGCGUCGCACGUGGCAAUGGCGAUGGAGGUGAAGCCAAUGUCACCUACUCUAGCCGUAGUACUUGCAACUGGCCCAGUGCUGAUGCCGCCAUUCACUUGCGCCCGCUACUCUCUCUUGUCGACACAGUCCUAGAUAGUGUGAACACCGUGGACCAGGGCGCUGUGUUUAAAAAAGCAGCCGGCCGCUCAGUGCCGUGUUCUGCAGAAAUCGCCGAGCUACUGCUGACAAGUGGGGAAGACAAGACGAAUUGUUCGGCAGAAGACGUUCCGUGUUGUCGAAAGUUCACGGACAACCUCAGUGCAUGGCCACUGUAUCAUCUGAUCCAUGCCACGCAUGUACCUGCAAGCACUGGAGACAUAUUUGAGUUCAUCGGGACCUGGCAAGGCAUCAGUAAGUCAACUCCCCGUCUCAAUAUCAACGAGACGAAGUUCAACAUGUCCUUUCCCCGUUCUCGCUGCUCUUCGACUUGUGCACCUGGCACUAAGAUCCAGCGCAGCACCAGUUCCGUCAUACCCUGUGACAGAGUCUGCUGGACUUGUGUGGAUUGUCCCAGCCAUUCAGUUAGUAUGGUGAACAACGAUACUUGUGAGCCGUGUGUCCUGUCAUCCACACAGUUAACAGUUCCCAACAGUGCCGGUACCCACUGCAUUCAACCUCCUGUCAUCAUAUUCAACUACUCGUCCGUGUACGGCAUUGCCGCGGCAACCAUUGUGAGUGUCGGCGUAACUCUGUGCCUGCUCACAAUCGUACUCUUCUGGACCAAUCGCUCGGAGAGCGUUGUCAAGACAUGCGACCUGCAUCUGUCCACAUUCAUCUUGUGCGGCUUCAUCUUGGCAUUGCUCUCGGUACUGCUUGCCUUCUUCGAUCCGAACCCGACGAUCUGCUUCAUCUAUCGUGUCUUAGCACUGCCCUGGUACAUAUUUGUGGCAGCGUCGAUGCUCUCCAAGCUAUCGCGCAUCAAGCACAUAUUCUCGAAGAGUUCUUUGAGACGUGGCAAAGACCUAGGUCUGUACACAACGGUGAAGUUCCAUGUCGUUGUCAUCUGUGCGGCGACAUUGUUGUGCUUUCUGAUUGCGCUCACGGCUUCCUUGAUUGAGCGGCCAAGUAUCGGGUCUCACGUCAAAGAUAGAGCUAUCUUGUAUAGGUUUUGCAAGUUUCACGACAGCAAAGCUAAGCUGCCACCGGGUGAAAUCAGUGAAUUGGUGUUCGCAAUCUAUUCCUGCUCGUUAGUAUUGAUACUGUUCAUUACGGCCUUCAAGUCGCGCAAUGUGCCGGAGGAGUACAACGAGUCGUAUCACAUUUUCAUUUCCACGUUUGGCUCUCUGAUGUUGAUCGUCAGCCUGACGAUUGUGUCGUUUGUUCCGAACACCGAGUACGUUUAGACUAUCCUAUCCGCCUGCGGUCUCGCACUGCAAGUGUAUAUGACCUGGCUUUGCGUGUUUGCACCGCGUGUCUACUAUCUGCUUGACCUAAAGCUGAGUCCAAAGACCAAGCUUCAAAGACGAAGAUACGGAUCCAGCUCGGUGUCGUCUUCACGCAGUAUGAGCAUCAAGAAUCGCCUUGACAAAAGAACAUCGUUCCACCUGCGGCGCAUGGCAGUUGACUUUGGCAGCCCAGAUACGUGCACGAGUAGAUACAUAGAUGGCAGCACCUCCAGUGGUGUGGGACUGAUGCCGAUUUCGGAAAAUAACUCCUCAACACGUAACACCAGCUCGUCGGCCCUUGUGAAUGGAUUGAGUGCGAGUGAUGCUGCCACCAGUGGUUGCACCAGUGAUGGUAGUGUGUGCGCCGUGACAGUGAAUAGCUCGCUGAGCAAUAGUCGCAGUGACAGCAUCAAUAGCAUAUCUUCAAGGGACGAGGUGUUUACUGUGGAAACCGCACUGGACAAGCGGAAAAAGGGCGAUCAGAUUAUGGGCACCUACGAGAUCGAGGCAAUUUAGCCACGUCAAUUCAAUGGUCCCCAAGUUAUGACUUUCCUCUUGCAUUUGUUGAAAAGAGUUGCUUCGAGAUUUUGUUGCCUUGGUUUUGGCAGGCCAUCAUCCUGCCAGGUUUUCUUGAUUUACUUUCACUGUAUCAGGUUUUUAUUUUCAGUUCACUUCCAUCCGAACAUUGAGUGCAAAUUGAGCCAUACUUAGUAACUUAGUAAUACUGCGGCCUGUAUUUUUGAGUAGUAAGCUCUCUCGUCGCGACUUGGUCAAGCACUCUUUCCAGCUAGCAUCAAAGCCAUCUGCCAUCGUGCAAAGCGCGCUGUGCCUCUCGGUGUUAGAGCACUCUGACUUGGAUUAACAAAAAAAUGCUUUGUUAUUCACUAUCCUUCACUGUGAUCAGUUCAGCCAGUCACUCCACCCAUAAAGCCUGGCAACAAGCAGCUGAAGCAGCUAGCUGUCUUGAGAAUGAGUAGCCUAAAGCACAUAAUAUGGUUACCCGUUUGCAGACUGUGAGAUCACUGCC